AUGAAAAUUUUAGACGAAAUAAAGAAACAGGUAGAAAUGGAAAUGUAAAAAAUAAAGAAAGUAUAACCUUCUCGUAUUCAUUAACCUUUAAAUUGUUAAUAAAAAAGAGAGCUAAUGAUUCUAAUAAAUAAAGGUGUUUAAUUAAAAGAUGCUGCUCGAGAAUUGAAGAUCACAUAUCAUGAAGCAAAGAUUGCUUAUAAUGAAUAUCGUCGUAAGGCUGUUAGUAAUCAAAGUGAGACAGAAUCUAUAAUUCCUGAAGUUCGAACAGCUGGUGUAAGUUUGUUGAGAGUACCUCCUCAUCAUUUUGUUGUAUAGAGUAGAGUUGAGAAUACUAUAACAUCUGUUCGUAAAUUGUACAAUGUAAUAGUUUAAAAUCCAUUGCUCAACUCAAUAUAAUGAUGAUAUUUAAUUUGUUAUUUCUUCUUUUAACACAU
Paramecium sonneborni is the source of this 434-nucleotide messenger RNA. The record is from the annotation of a GenBank genome assembly. Lineage: Eukaryota; Ciliophora; Oligohymenophorea; Peniculida; Parameciidae.